CAACUGCCUGCACGUGGUGGAGCCCAUGCCGGUGCCCGGCCACGACGUGGAGGCCUACUGCCUGCUGUGCGAGUGCAAGUACGAGGAACGGAGCACCACCACCAUCAAGGUCAUCAUCGUCGUCUACCUGUCGGUGGUGGGCGCCCUCCUGCUCUACAUGGCCUUCCUCAUGCUGGUGGACCCUCUGAUUCGAAAGCCGGACGCCUACACCAAGCGGCUGCACAACGAGGAGGAGAACGAGCAGGACGCUCGCGCUGUGGCGGCCGCCACCUUCUCCGGGCCCCGGGCGAACACGGUCCUGGAGCGCGUGGAGGGGGCGCAGCAGCGGUGGAAGCUGCAGGUGCAGGAGCAGCGGAGGACGGUCUUCGAUCGGCACAAGAUGCUCAGCUAGGCGGCGGUGCCGCCAGGUCACGGUCAAGGCAGGACCCGAGGCCGCGCCUGCCAGCCUCCGGGGCUCGCCGGAGCUGGCCGCUCUCCCCACUCAGUGCCUCCCUCCGCUCUCCCCUUUACAGCCCGGGGCGUUUUCCUGCUCCCUCACUUUUGACGUGUGCCCAGCUGCAUAAUCUAGGAAGAGCGCUGGGUCCGUGGUCUCGUUUGCCUGCUCAGGUGGUCUUCAGGGGUGGGGCGGAGGGCCGGGGGCCUCGGGGCUGGAGCGGCCCUGUCACCUUGCUCCCUCCUCGCCGCCCUCCGGCUCCAGAUCUUGGGAGCUCGCUCAUCAGGACCUGAGUGUGGGAGAGGAAGGCACGGCCAGCUUCCUCCCGCCGCGACUCCUCGGCCCUGGCGUGGCCUCACUCCGGCCCUCGGGACGGCUCUGCUGGGAGGGCUGAUGCCACAGCCCGGCCGUCGUCCUCGGGGCACACCUGGACGCCGUUCCAGCUUCUCUUCCCCUUCCUCUUCCCCCAUCGAGGCAGGCAGAGCCAAGGACCCUGCUUGCUCUGCCUCCUGGCCCCCGCCCCCACUGCAGGAAGCCAGGCAAUGGCCCCCCUCCCGCCCCGGUCUGCAGUUGCUGAGCCGUUGGUGGGGUCACCGGACCCCGAGGCCGAGCGGUGGCUCUGAGCCCCUGGGCUCCUACCCUCAGAUUGACACUUGUCCCUGAAUUUCGUUGUACCAGUGCAUGGAGAGACCAGUGCAUGGAGAGGAAUGUCACCCUCCCGUUGCUUGUAAAUCAAGGAGGCGUCAUGAAA
Messenger RNA from Physeter macrocephalus (sperm whale), 1184 nucleotides. It is a transcript of the gene TMEM9, whose product is annotated as transmembrane protein 9. The record is from RefSeq and is a predicted model, not a curated record. NCBI's taxonomy places the organism in Eukaryota, Metazoa, Chordata, Mammalia, Artiodactyla, Physeteridae. The coding region runs from base 26 to 391 and encodes 121 amino acids. Gene Ontology annotation, cellular component: lysosomal membrane. The transcript has 3 exons.